AUGGGCCCCGUAUCUCGCGCGAAGAGGAACUACGACAGGAACGACGAGAGCAGGAAAAGAUUCGCGAGGAAGAAGUUCUUCGCCAAUCCCGCAUUCGCGCGGCCGCGGCCCGGGAGAGGAAGCGCGCGGGAGGAAGAGAUUCGCCUGGAGAAGAAGCGCAAGGGUAUGCCGACGGUUGAUCCUCGCGCCAGCCAAAACACCAUUUCCUGGUUCGCGCGGAAGCCGGCUGCGAAACCGGAGCCUGUUUUGGAAAAACUCGUAGAGGAACCGGAGGACGAUGAUGUCGCGCUACCGGAACUGCGAGGAGCAGAACCCCGAGGCCGCCGGAGACGACUGUCCCGGGUAUAG
Molecule: messenger RNA, 348 nt
Organism: Parascedosporium putredinis
Lineage: Eukaryota; Fungi; Ascomycota; Sordariomycetes; Microascales; Microascaceae
Source: the annotation of a GenBank genome assembly